AUGAUGACUCUUCAUUUAAUCUUUAGUUUCAUGCUCCUCACAACGCUUGCAGUCAGCUCACCACUAUCUGUACCCCCAUACUUCCAACCAUACCAUCUCACUCGCCGCGAAGUACCAGUCUUCCAAAUCCAACAAGAGCUAGGCGCACUACUCUCUGAAAACUCUCUUAUUCUUCUCCCAAGUAAUCCUCUUUGGCUGAAUACAACGAAAAGAUGGAAUACUAUGGCACCUCCAGAUAUCAAAGUGGUGGUCCAGCCUGCAAACGAAGUUGACAUUCCCAAAAUCGUUAGUGCAUGGUGUACGACUAUUAACUUUCUCGUUGUUAAUCGCGGACAUGGGCUUACUAAAUCGCUUGGUGCGUUCAAGGGAAUGCAGAUUGACAUGAAACAACUCAGGUCCAUGAACAUUACUCGAGAUGGAAAGUCUGCUUGGUUUCAGGGCGGUGCAUAUGCAUAUGAGGUCAUACCAUUCUUAUGGGAUCGCGGCUAUGUCACGAGUACCGGCUCGAAUCAAUGCGUCGGCCUCACGGGCCCUGCUUUGGGUGGAGGCCACGGUCGAUACGAGGGCCUUUACGGCCUAGCUGGCGACAACAUCGUUGAGAUGAAGGUUGUUCUAGCAGAUGGAUCGAGUAUUACGGUCAGCGACAAGAGCAAUAAAGAUCUGUUCUGGGCGAUGCGAGGCGCAGGGCACAAUUUUGGUAUUGUUACAAACCUGAAGUUCAAGAUCUACCCCGCCAAGAUAAAGACCUGGCACUACCAUAAUUACUACUGGCGUCAGGAUAAGCUCGAAAGGGUUUUUAGGGAACUGAAUAAGCUUCAAGAUGAUGGGAGGACGCCCCCCCUGCUGGGCGUGGUUUUUGGACAGAUCUAUAUAGACCCAUCCAUCCGACGUGACGAGGCCAUCCUCUGGUUCACAUUUGCCUAUGCUGGCCCAGCCUCUGAGGCAGAAAGACUCCUGCGCCCUUUCAACGCCAUCGAUGCCAUCAAGGAUGAAAUGGGCGACGUCCCGUAUCCCGAGAUUCCCGUGCGCCAAAACACAGACCUAUCUAAUUGCAUUUCUGCUCCCUUCUCUUUGGCCAGCGUCAUGCUGCAGACUUGGAACAUCACGACAGAACGAGCGCUCUACAAUCAUUUCAUGCGCAAUGUCGCAUUAUACCCAGACUUAGCGGUGACUGCUCGCUUAUACUAUGAAGGAUAUGCCCAUCGAGGAGUGCAGGCCGUUGAUUCUGCGUCCACCGCUUAUUCUCAUCGUGAUGAGUAUCAUAUAGCAUUUUUCGCGACCGUGGUCCCUGAGGGGUCCGAUUUAUUGGGUCCCGCCGAGAAAUGGGCUCGAGAAGCUCGUGAUAUGUGGUAUGCGGGAGCUCCUACGCGUAAACCGGCGACGUAUGUCAACUACGCUUCUGGGAACAAAUACGAGAGCCUCCAGUCAAUCUAUGGCUACGAGUCGUGGCGCUUGGCCAGGCUUCGAAAGCUGAAGGCUAAAUAUGACCCGCACAAUCGGUUCCGUUUCUAUGUUCCGAUUCUGUCGGAUUAA
Molecule: messenger RNA, 1533 nt
Organism: Fusarium proliferatum ET1
Lineage: Eukaryota; Fungi; Ascomycota; Sordariomycetes; Hypocreales; Nectriaceae
Exons: 5
Coding region: 1-1533 (510 amino acids)
Molecular function (GO): FAD binding; oxidoreductase activity
Source: RefSeq, a predicted model, not a curated record